Molecule: messenger RNA, 2172 nt
Organism: Scomber scombrus (Atlantic mackerel)
Lineage: Eukaryota; Metazoa; Chordata; Actinopteri; Scombriformes; Scombridae
Exons: 5
Coding region: 1-2172 (723 amino acids)
Molecular function (GO): GTP binding
Source: RefSeq, a predicted model, not a curated record
AUGCAGCCAAGGUCCGCCGGCCGGGACUCGAACAAGGGUCUGCUGCGGCAUGUGCUCUUUACCACUCGAUCACCUGCACGCCAAAUAGUGGUCACUUUCGAUUGUCAAGACCCAAGUCCCGCCAACGCCCUACUUCUGAUUAGCUAUUGGCCUAUUGUUAGUGUGGUUGAGAGUGAAAGAUGCGCUUCUCUUGGAUCCAGAGAAAUGUCUGUUAGAUCUGGGCGAACCCCAAUUUUUUCCUUCAUGUAUGCCGGUAUGCUGGAGAUCCGGCACGGCGCCGGAAUACUAUCAGCCAUGACUAAUAACCCAGUUUAUGAAGCAAUCAUCUCCAAAAGUACUCUGAUCUCUUCAGGAUCUCCUGCUGUCUACCAGCUGAGACCAAAGGAAGAGAAGUUUGGGACUCUGACAAGAAAAACUGUUGGAGAGAAAAACCUGAACAAGACAAACAGAACCAUCUUACUUGUAGGUGAAACAGGAGCAGGAAAAUCUACUCUGAUCAACGCUCUGGUCAACUACACCAUGGGAGUGAAGUUUGAGGACAACAUCUGGUUUGAGAUCGUAGAGAGAGAGGAGAGAAGUCAGUCAGAGAGUCAGACAUCAGAUGUGAUCGUGUACGAGAUCUUUGAUAAAACUCUGCCCUACUCUCUGACCAUCAUCGAUACUCCUGGAUUCGGAGACACCAGAGGGAUCGAACAUGAUGUCAUCGUUAGUCAAAGAUUAUUUGACUUGUUCCGCUCAGACGAUGGAGUUCAUGAGAUCGAUGCAGUGGGUCUGGUGCUGAAGGCGAGUGAUAAUCGACUGAAUGACCGUAUGAGGUACAUCUUUGAUUCAGUAAUGUCUCUGUUUGGAAAAGACCUGGAGGAGAACAUUGUCACUCUCAUCACACACUCAAAUGGAAGAACACCUCAAAAUGUUCUGAAAGCUCUUGAAGCUGCAAACAUUAAAUGUGCCAAAAAUGAGAAGAAACAACCUGUUCACUUCCUGUUUGAUAACUGCCAGAAUGAAGACCGAAGACAUGACAUAGAAGACUUGAAACAUGCUGAUAAAAUAACAAUGAAAGGAAUGAAUCAGUUCAGUGUCUUUCUAGAAAAAACUGCACCUCAAAAACUGAGUAAGACCAUGGAUGUUAUGAACUCACGGGUCAGACUGACAGCCUGCAUCCAAAACCUGCAAGAAAGAAUCCAGCUGAUUGAACUGAAACAGAGAGUGAUCCAACAGACUGAAGAAGCUCUGAAGAAACAUGAAGAAGAGAUGAAGAAGAAUGAGAAGUUCACUGUAGAAGUUGAUGAGGUUGAGGAGAUUAAAGAAAAGAUUGACGCUUGGUGGGACUAUAAAGCUGUCACCUGUAACAAAUGUAAAGAGAACUGUCACUAUCCUGGAUGCACAUGGGCUAGGGGUCCUGGAAACUGUGAGGUCAUGAAAGAUGGUCACUGCACUUCAUGUACAGGGAAGUGUCCUGCAUCAGAUCAUGUGAAAGAAAACUGGAUCUAUGUGAACAAGACCAGGAAAGUUAAGAAGACCAAACAAGAUAUGAAAAAAAAGUAUGAAGAGAAUAAGUCAGAAAGUGAGAAGAAGAAGAGCCUGAUGGAAAAUGUUGACACAGUGAUGGAAGAACUGAAAGCAGAGAAGAUAAAGUUGCUGGAUGAGGUCUACCAACAUGUUGAACAUCUGGAGCAGAUCGCCCUGAAUGAUAAUUCACUGUCCACUCAUGUCCACUUGGACUUCCUGAUUAAGAAGAUGAAGGACACAGGAGACACAGAGAAGGUGAAGAAGCUGGAGGAGAUGAAGAGUCGACAGGAUGAAGGAAUCAGAGGAGGGCUGGGGUACAUGAUGGGUGGCGACAGAGUCCAUGAAGCCUCACAGCGGCUCGGAAAGCUCAGAGAAACACUCACAUCUACGGGGAGAGAGACCCGGAGGACGGGUUCUGGAGGCAAUGAGGACGGCCGGGACACAGAGCAGGCAGCCCCGGCACCGGAGCGCACAUAUGGGCUUAAACCCGGAGCUGUAACCGCGGAGGUUUGUUCUCAUUGUGUGCGGAGUGGCGCAGGAGAAAAGGAUGCCUCCGCGGCCAAACACAGCCCUCCUGUUACGAUCCAAACGCCAGAUUAUUCCCCGACAGAAAGUGUCUUCUCUGCCCGAUCUGACGGACGCUUUGCUGCCGCUGAUUCCUGA